GGCACAGCAGCCCUCUCUCUGCUCCAGGCCCGGGGAAAGGCAAAGGACUGGGAGAGCAGCCUUUGCUGCCCGCUAAAGCCGGCGGCCCGGUGGGGCGCGGCCAGUGCAUGAGGGCAGCGGGCGGAGGCGUCGAAGAAGGAGGAGGAGGAGGCGGGGGCGGCGGUGAGUCCCUCCCGCUCGCCCGCCUGGGCACUGGCAGCCCCUGCCGCCGCCUCCGCUCCUCGCCGGGGCCCGGGAGACUGAGGCCGCCGCGAAGAGCCCGGGACAUGCGGCCUCUCCAGCCACAGCCAGCGCCGAGGAGACGGAGGACAUGAGGCUCCGCAAUGGCACCUUCCUCACGCUGCUGCUCGGCUGCCUUUGCGCGCUCUUCUCGCUUUCGUGGUACGGGGCCUUCGGCGGGCACAAAGGUGAUGUUAUGGAUAUCUAUCAGCGAGAGUUCCUAGCACUGAGAGACCGUUUGCAUGCUGCAGAACAGGAAAGCCUCAAGCGGUCAAAGGAGCUAAAUGUAGUCCUGGAUGAAAUAAAGAGAGCCAUCUCUGAAAAGCAAGCCCUACGGGAUAUAAAUCGGACGUGGAGCAGUUUAUCUGAUGAAACAAAAUUAAAACUCUGGAAUAUCACUAACAAGAAUGUGCUGCAUCUUCCAACCAUCUUCCAUCAUUUGCCACAUUUGUUGUCCAAGGAGAAUAGCCUGCAGCCAGCGAUACACGUGGGACAAGGGCGCACUGGAGUAUCAAUAGUCAUGGGGAUCCCCAGUGUCAAAAGGGAGGUGCAUUCAUAUCUGACAGAUACCCUGAACUCCUUGAUCUCUGAGCUCAACCAGCAGGAGAAGGAAGAUUCUGUCAUUGUGGUCCUGAUUGCUGAGACAGAUCCACAAUACACCACAGGAGUGGCAGAAAAUAUCAAAAGCUUAUUCCCUAAUGAAAUACAUUCUGGUCUUCUAGAAGUUAUUUCCCCUUCUCCACACUUCUAUCCAGAUUUCUCCCGGUUGCGAGAAUCUUUUGGUGACCCUAAAGAAAGAGUCAGGUGGAGAACUAAACAGAACUUAGAUUACUGCUUUUUAAUGAUGUAUGCGCAGUCCAAAGGCAUAUAUUAUGUUCAGCUAGAAGAUGAUAUUGUAGCCAAACCAAACUAUCUCAGCACAAUGAAGAACUUUGCUCUGCAGCAACCUUCUGAAGAAUGGAUGAUCUUGGAAUUUUCCCAGCUUGGAUUUAUUGGAAAGAUGUUCAAGUCCCUGGAUCUCAGUCUGAUUGUGGAAUUCAUACUUAUGUUCUACAAGGAUAAACCCAUCGAUUGGCUUCUUGAUCAUAUCCUCUGGGUAAAAGUUUGCAACCCAGAGAAAGAUGCAAAACAUUGUGAUAGACAGAAGGCAAACCUAAGAAUCCGCUUCAAGCCUUCGCUCUUCCAACAUGUAGGAACCCAUUCCUCCCUGGCUGGUAAAAUACAGAAGUUGAAAGACAAAGAUUUUGGAAAGCAGUCUCUUCGCAAAGAGCAUGUGAACCCUCCUGCAGAAGUGAGCACAAGCCUGAAGACCUACCAGCACUUCUCCUUGGAGAAAGCCUACCUGAGAGAAGACUUUUUCUGGGCGUUUACUCCCACAGCGGGUGACUUCAUACGCUUUCGCUUCUUUAAGCCACUCCGUAUUGAACGGUUUUUCUUCCGUAGUGGCAACAUUGAACACCCUGAAGACAAACUCUUCAAUACAACAGUGGAAGUCUUGCCCUUUGAUAGUCUCCAGUCAGAUAAGGAAGCUCUGCAGGAGGGAAGAGCAACAGCAUUCAAGUACCACAGGACGUCUGACGGCUACAUACAGAUAGGCUCAUUUUCAAAGGGCAUCGCUGAAGGAGAAGUGGACCCUUCCUUUGGCCCUCUGGAAGCAAUACGGCUCUCCAUCCAGACUGACUCUCCUGUAUGGAUAAUCUUGAGUGAGAUAUUCCUGAAAAAAGCUGACUGAUCUUGAAGAUAUAGGGAGUAACAUAUCCAAUAGCUUUUUAGCUCUUCCAUUCUUCUGUGACAGUGAAGGUGCAGCAGAGUGAGUGGGCUACUUCUAAAGCAAAGCUAAAUGCGUAAAGAGCACCUGCUGCCCCAAGAACAAGAAGGAAAAGCUUGUGGUGAAAUUCGAUAGAGCCUUGGAGUUUUCCUACCAUUCUUAAAUGGAGAAGAGAAGAAUUUUUCACACAUAGGUGCUGGGACUCAAUUACAAGAAGCACCAUUGCUGGCUUAUCUCACAGUCAGCUGCCUUUGCAGCUAGAAAACAAAUAUUCAAACAAAUGAGUCUAGAGAUGAACUUUCUGCGUAGAAGACUUGUUUUUUGUUCCCUUGAGUAAGGACCACAUUGUUCCUAUAUUUCUUCCUUCCUCCCUUGACAUUGGUCCAGAAUGUAUCAUUAAAAGGCACAUUUAGAAGUGCA
This is a messenger RNA of Candoia aspera, 2407 nucleotides long. RefSeq names its product alpha-1,3-mannosyl-glycoprotein 4-beta-N-acetylglucosaminyltransferase B (gene MGAT4B). The record is from RefSeq and is a predicted model, not a curated record. Gene Ontology annotation, biological process: protein N-linked glycosylation. Lineage: Eukaryota; Metazoa; Chordata; Lepidosauria; Squamata; Candoiidae. Gene Ontology annotation, cellular component: endoplasmic reticulum-Golgi intermediate compartment; Golgi stack; endoplasmic reticulum. The transcript has 15 exons. Bases 311 to 1951 code for a protein of 546 amino acids. Gene Ontology annotation, molecular function: acetylglucosaminyltransferase activity.